GCGGGCCCGGCUUGGACGGCUCAGCGGCGGUGGCCCGAGAUGAUGUGGAACACUGUCACUUUGUGCUCCCUUGGCAGACUGCCCCACAGUGCCACAGCUCUGCUGCUCCCAAGGUUACAAACCUUCAGUCGAGUGCUUGAAAGAAAGUAUAAGGACUUGUAUCACGGUAAAGAGCCAGCACACGCGCUGCAGAAUCAGGGCUUUAGAAGGACAGGCAACAUACAUCCCUGCCGUUUAGUAAGUAAGAAACCAAAAUACAGACGGUAUGCAAAAACUUACCCUGUUUUAGAUGGAGAUAUCCCAUCUGUGUAUCGACAUGUGUUUGAAGAAAAUUUAAGGAACAGUGAGGCUCUUAUUAAAAGAUACUCAGAACUGCUAGAGACAGUCAGUAAAGGAGGGGGAGAAAAUGCCAUCUUGCGUCAUACUCAGAGAAACAAGAAGCUGUUUGUUCGUGAUCGCCUGAAGUUGCUCCUUGAUGAUGAGCCUUUCCUCGAGCUGUCCCCGCUGGCAGGCCUCAGUAUGCCGUACGGUGACGUCCCUGCUGCCGGCUGCCUCACGGGAAUUGGCAAAAUCUGUGGGGUCUGGUGUGUCUUCAUAGCAAAUGAUGCAACUGUAAAAGGAGGAACUAUUUAUCCAAUUGGAGUGAAGAAACAGUUAAGAGCUCAAGAAAUAGCCAUGCAGAACAGGCUACUCUCUGUGUACCUUGUUGACAGUGGGGGAGCAUUCCUACCACUGCAGUCAGAGCUGUUUCCUGACAAGUCACACGGUGGCAGAGUUUUCUACAAUGAAGCAAUAAUGUCUGCUAUGAGAAUCCCACAGGUGGCUGUGGUGUGUGGCUCCUGUGUAGCUGGAGGUGCCUAUAUCCCAACCAUGGCAGAAGAAGCUGUCAUUAUCGAUAAGAUCGGUACGCUGUUCCUUGCUGGCCCACCUCUGGUAAAAGCUGCUACAGGAGAAUAUGUCACUCCCGAGGACUUGGGAGGAGCCCAACUUCACUCCAAAGUCAGUGGAUGUAGUGACCAUUUUGCAGCUUCAGAAAAGGAAGCCUAUGAGUGUAUUCGAAAUGUUAUCUCUACACUGAAUUAUGAUCCACUGCUGGAGGAGAUCACAGAACAUGACAGUCCUCUGUAUCAUUCUGAUGAGCUCUUGGGACUGGCACCACAAGAUUAUAGGUGCACUCUUCCUGUAAAACUGAUUCUAAGCCGUCUGAUGGAUGGAAGCAGAUUCCAGGAAUUCAAGGCUAAUUAUGGAACCACAUUAGUAACAGGAUUUGGCCACGUGGAAGGGCACCUGGUGGGGAUAGUGGCUAACAACGGGGAGCUGUCUCACCAUGCUUGCCUCAAGGGCAGCCACUUCGUGCAGCUCUGCAGCCAGCGGAGCAUUCCCAUCCUCUUCUUCCAAAACACUGCUCCGCAUACAGCAGCGCCAACAAGCGUCUCGCAGGCAGAGGCUCAAUCCCACAGGUUGAAAGCCCAGGCCUCCAUGAUGGCUGCUGUCGCUUGUGCCACUGUUCCCAAAAUAACACUUGUAAUUGGCGGCUGUUACGGGAGCGACAGCUACGUGAUGUGUGGGAGGUCGUUCAGUCCAAACUUUCUGUUCCUAUGGCCUAAUGCAAGAGUUGCUCUUGUGGAUUCAAGACAUUUCUCCACAGUCCCACAAGCUGGAGACAGUGACUAUACAGGAAAUGAAUCAGAGCUGAAACGUCUGAAGGAAAAGCUAGAGGAAGAAAGCAGUGCAUUUUACUCCUCUGCCAGACUCUGGGAUGAUGGUGUAAUUCUUCCUCAAAAUACUAGGAAGGUAAUUGCACAGUGCUUAGAGAUUAUAGAACAGCAGAAGUACCAGACGGUGUCUCCGUGUCAGUCUCCCGUGAUGAGGAUGUAACUGCACUGUUCUCCAAUCACCAGCCCGUUGAAGAGCCCAUGAAGACUCACCAAGCACAGGCUGUGACAGUCCUUCCCCUCUGAAGUAUGGACCAGCCCGGUACCAGGAGGCGAGCCUGUCCCCCCAGACCAGAAUCACACCUUGGCGUGGGAUGUAGCAGCACGGACACCCUCACACAGAGCCCCACUGCCUCCUGCUGGCCCCCAGGCAAUGCUGCGCCACCACGACUGUCUCCUAUAGAGAGAAGCCCGCCGGGAUACUCACUGGCUGUACAUU
Molecule: messenger RNA, 2154 nt
Organism: Colius striatus (speckled mousebird)
Lineage: Eukaryota; Metazoa; Chordata; Aves; Coliiformes; Coliidae
Product: methylcrotonoyl-CoA carboxylase beta chain, mitochondrial-like
Exons: 14
Coding region: 40-1878 (612 amino acids)
Biological process (GO): L-leucine catabolic process
Cellular component (GO): methylcrotonoyl-CoA carboxylase complex; mitochondrion
Molecular function (GO): methylcrotonoyl-CoA carboxylase activity
Source: RefSeq, a predicted model, not a curated record